This is a messenger RNA of Uranotaenia lowii, 1978 nucleotides long. It is a transcript of the gene CCT4, whose product is annotated as T-complex protein 1 subunit delta. Gene Ontology annotation, cellular component: chaperonin-containing T-complex. The record is from RefSeq and is a predicted model, not a curated record. The transcript is spliced from 3 exons. NCBI's taxonomy places the organism in Eukaryota, Metazoa, Arthropoda, Insecta, Diptera, Culicidae. Gene Ontology annotation, molecular function: ATP binding; ATP hydrolysis activity; ATP-dependent protein folding chaperone. Gene Ontology annotation, biological process: protein folding. Bases 157 to 1758 code for a protein of 533 amino acids.
AAGAAAAAAGAAACAUCUUCAGCCGACCCCGACGAAGAAGUGCACGCGUUUUGUUCUCCGGCAAAGAGCCUAUCAGUGAAGAAAACGGUAAAUUAACCGUGUUAAUUGCGUUCCAUUGUUUUAAUAAACUGCCAGUCAGUUAUUUCCGCUGCUAACAUGGUUGUUAAAUCGACAAGCAAAGGUGUGAAACCUCAGGGCCAGGCUUACAAGGAUAAAACCAAACCGGCUGACAUCCGGAUCAGCAACAUUAAUGCUGCUAAAGCUGUUUCAGAUGCCAUCCGCACAAGUUUGGGUCCCCGUGGUAUGGACAAAAUGAUCCAAUCCGGCAAUGGAGAAGUCACGAUUACCAACGACGGUGCCACCAUCCUUAAGCAGAUGAAUGUCAUCCAUCCGGCGGCCAAGAUGUUGGUUGAGCUGUCGCGUGCACAAGAUGUUGAGGCGGGAGACGGAACUACUUCAGUAGUGGUUGUGGCCGGGGCACUUCUGGAGGCAGUUGAAAAGCUGCUACAAAUGGGAAUUCACCCGACAGCAAUCUCCGAUGCGUUCCAGCGCUGUUCGUCCAAGGCUGUUCAGAUUUUGACAGAAAUGUCGCAGCCAAUCGAAUUAAGCGAUCGGGAAACUUUGAUCAAGAGUGCAUCUACCUCUCUUAAUUCGAAAGUUGUGUCCCAACAUAGCAGCCAAUUGGCCCCAAUUGCCGUCGAUGCUGUUUUGAAAGUGACUGAACCGGGCCACGAAAAUGGCGUUGAUCUUAAGAACAUAAAAAUCAUUCGCAGUCUGGGUGGUACCAUUGAAGAUACCGAGCUAGUUGAUGGCCUCGUUUUUACCCAGAGAUCAAGCGGAACCAAUGGACCAAAGCGUGUUGAAAAGGCCAAAAUUGGUCUUAUUCAAUUCUGUAUCUCGGCUCCAAAAACUGAUAUGGAUCACAGCAUCAUUGUGUCUGAUUAUGCUGCCAUGGAUCGUGUUUUGAAGGAAGAGCGCGCCUAUAUUUUGAACAUUGUGAAACAGAUUAAGAAAUCUGGCUGCAACGUUCUUCUGGUGCAAAAAUCCAUUCUGCGUGAUGCCAUUUCCGAUUUGGCACUCCACUUUUUGGACAAGAUAAAAGUAAUGGUUGUGAAGGAUAUCGAACGAGAGGAUAUUGAAUUUGUUUGUAAAACUCUCAACUGUCGUCCUAUUGCUUCAUUGGACCAUUUCUUGCCCGAAAAUUUGGUCAAUGCUGAUUUGGUUGAAGAAGUCUCCAGUGGCUCCAGUAAAUUUGUGAAGGUAACCGGAAUCCAAAACAUGGGGAAGACGGUUUCUAUUGUUGUUCGUGGAUCGAACAAAUUGGUUUUAGAAGAAGCUGAUCGUUCGCUUCAUGAUGCUCUUUGUGUGGUUCGUUGUUUGGUAAAGAAACGAGCUCAAAUAGCUGGUGGUGGCGCUCCAGAAAUUGAAAUGGCUCUACAGUUAGCUGCUCAUGCACAAUCCUUGGAAGGCGUUGAUGCUUAUUGCUUCCGUGCUUUCGCAAAUGCCCUGGAAGUUAUUCCGUCAACAUUGGCCGAAAACGCCGGAUUGAAUCCAAUUGGAACGGUCACAGAGCUGCGUAAUCGCCACGCCCAAGGUGAAAAGAAUGCCGGGAUCAAUGUGCGGAAGGGAGCUAUCACCGAUAUCCUCGUGGAAAACGUCGUGCAGCCCUUACUGGUUUCUAUUUCUUCAAUCACCCUCGCAUCCGAAACUGUACGAUCAAUUCUCAAAAUAGACGAUAUCGUUAAUACCAUGAAUUAGGAUGGAUAACGCUAUUAAUUUUGCAUUGCCUGGAAUUUAAAUUUGCAUACACAGUUUGCAUUCUACUUGAAAGAAACACACAUUUUCAUUCACUCACGCACCGAAAAUAACCCCCGUUCUUACUGUGAAGCAAGACAUACCACCAUUCACAAUCUUCUCAAGAAUGCUACAUUAUUUUGCCCUAACGCUAACUUUAUGAUAAUAAACAAUAAGACCCUCA